Molecule: messenger RNA, 3712 nt
Organism: Symsagittifera roscoffensis
Lineage: Eukaryota; Metazoa; Xenacoelomorpha; Acoela; Convolutidae
Product: anillin-like
Exons: 13
Coding region: 14-3463 (1149 amino acids)
Biological process (GO): mitotic cytokinesis; actomyosin contractile ring assembly; septin ring organization
Cellular component (GO): actomyosin contractile ring
Source: RefSeq, a predicted model, not a curated record
GUUUUUGAGAAUCAUGGAGAUAGAUGGCAAAGAAAAUCUCGUCAAAGGUGCUCAGGUUUCUAAAUCACCAGGCAAACCAACCGGACAGUUCAUAAAGUCUCCUGGACCCAAGGUAGCUAAACUUCUGGAUAUAUUCGCCAGCGGAAGUCCUAGACCUCAUGAUUCGGAUUCGGAACCAGAAAGUGCAGACAAGGAAGAGCUUAAGUAUGAUUUUGAAAAAGCGCAAGCUAAGCGUGUGAAGAAAAUGCGAGCAGCCCAAGCAGCUAGACUGAAUGAAAGCUACAUGGAAGCAAGUAUGGUUAUAAGUAACCUUCUGAAAUCAGAAGAGGGAGAAGACGACAGUUCAGAUGUAGAAUCAGCCAAUGAGAUCGAAGCUACAUCAAGUUUGACGAAUCAGGUUGAGACUCCAAAGAACCGAGCGCAAGAUGUGAAGAAGUCCUUGUUUUCGUCCUCGGCUGAAGUAGAACAUCCAGGGUUUGAUGUGCAGAAAUUUUUGAAAAACUUGAACAAUAAAACCACGAAUGAGGAAUCUGCGGCGAAUUCGGGAAGUAGUAGAACUGACGUUAUACAAAGAGAAGCAGCAAGUGGGCAAAAUGAGGAAAGUCCAAGACCAACAGCAGCUCUUGCGUAUUUCCACCUGGUGUCAGCGGGCGAUCGGAUUGAAACACCAUCUAAGAGACCUAAACUAGGAUCAAGUGCGCGGAUGCAGAACCUUCUGUCCAGUUUCGAAAAUGUGGACGACCCCAUUAGGCCAAAGAGUUGCACUCUGCAGAGAAAUAAUGAUAACGUCGCCACAGAGUCAAAAGACAGCCCAGCUAAACAUUCUACAGAGAAACCGAAUUUUCCCGAAGAAAUUAAAUUAGAUAUUCAAAUGAAGACAGAAAACAAGCCACAAAAAAGCAGCCAUAAAGCCACAACGCCGAAAAAGCCACAAGUGUCCAGUUAUGUCUCAAGCAUGAUCACACAACUGCAGAAUAGUCAUGGCAAAAAGCGUACAGACUCGGAUUCCGAUCAAGAUUUCGAAUCUGCUGAAGAAUGUUAUCAAAGCGAAGAGAAGAGUAAAAAGGAUACUCCUCAGGGACAAGUGUCUGACGAAGCUAAAGAAAAUAAGGUUUCUAAACCUGAUCUUAACUCUAUAGAGUCAGUUACAACUGAAUGUAAACAGAAUUUGUUGAACAGUCAUGCUGAAGAUCGCGCAGAAAAGAUAGUCAAGAAACCUGCAGAUGCACGUGUUAUAGUUGUGGUCAAGAAUGAAGCUAAGAAAACAGCGAUUACUGAGAAUGAGAGUGAGUCGCGAGUUUUUUUGGCUAGAGAGCGAGAUCUAUGUAUAGAUCCAAGUAUGAGCGAGUUACAGAAAAUGCUUCUGCAGAAGUCGAGGGAUCUGAAGCGACAGCCGGUUCCAAAAGAGCGAGCACCUGGACUAGAGUUGGGCAAAGUGGUCGGAGACUCUUCUACUGGUACAAAUAGUAGGCAAACUGAUUCAGCAUUAACUACUGCAAGUGGACAUCUGUCGGUGAAGUCGUCAGUUUUGGAGGAUGAAGGUGAUGAGCUAAUGGGAGGAGGCAGACGAGUGGAGUUCAAUUCUGAACUGGACAUCAAAAGUGCGACCUCAGACUCAUUUUCUAACUACAGCUGCUCAGCAUCUGCCAUGAAGGAUCAAGUGUUCCCUUCACACUUCGCUUAUACCUCCAACUCGAAGCUAGAGGAAACGAAUGAUAGUAUCUACAGCAAACUUAACUUCUCAAGGAGAUCGGAGAUGGACUCGACGUCAUCCGAGACUACAGAAGCGACAGUUAAUGACUGGGUGUCCCGACCAUACAUUGGGGCACAGUCAAGGCUGGGAAAUAAAAGCUACGAAGACGAAUCCGAGUAUGCAUCUACAUCAAGUGAGUUCUUGUCUUUGCCAAGACUGACAGCAACUGCUGAAAAUGAGCGUCAGUCGUUCAAGAAGUUACCGACGUCGACAUCACAGCAGUUUGAAUCGAAGACUUGUCGAGAUUUGGUUAACGAAAGGGACAAUAACUGUACCUACAGCACCAUUAGGUCGGCUAGUUCUACUUGUGCCAAUAGUGGGGACUCAACAAUCCAUUCUAGCUCAGGAGGACUUGGUGGGGAGUAUGACGUGUCAGAUGUGGACUGCACUCUGGUCUCGGAGGGAUCAGAACAAGCAGCUGCUGUCACUGCAUCGGUGCUAAUGGAUGAAAUAGAGGCACAGCAGAAGAUCAUUCAGCAAGUGAGUAGGGCUCUUAACAUAGCGGAGACCAGGAACAGCUGCAAGAACUCAGAGGAGCAAAUUGAGGCUGAGAGGGUACUGCUUCUCUCACAUGCACGACAGGAGGCGCUGAAAAACGAACUGACCGCACUCAGGAACUACACCUUGUUGAAACGCAACAGAAGCUCAGAACGGCAACUUGAAAGUGGAAGCGGGUUCUCGAGUUCAACCGAAACUAUCGACAAACCCCUGCCAUGCUACGGAAACAUCACGCUUUCCAACAUUAAUAUACCUUUAAAAAGAGACGAAAUGUUUCACCUGAAUUUGACGAAACACAAUAUACACUAUGUAUGUCUAAUAAGAUACAAAACACAAGUUAUUGCUACUCAGUUAGUAUCUGCAGGCUCAGACUACAAAGCGGUCACCUUCGCCAACAUGAUUACCUUCAGAAACGUGGACCCGAAGUUUGAACUGGUAAUUGAAGUUUGGGGUUACUCUUGUCUUAAUAUUGCAGACAAGGGACAUCAGUCGCAGCAAUCUAAUAAAGAUAAGCGAAAGAAGACCAAAUUACACAGUGCUGAGAAGCGAAAAGCGGCGUAUUUUUUGACAUCUCCUUUUGUGAAGAAAGCAAAACACUCUACAGAUACGCCAGGAAGUGCAAGUAAAGGUAGCGGUCAUCACAACGCGAAACAGAUGGCGACCUUGACUUUCUCGCCUGCUGCCACGCCUGGCUACAGGCAGAUGGGCUUCAAAAAGGCAGCUCAGGUUGUUCUGACGAAGAAAAAUUGUAACAGUAAGGAACUGCAAUUGGAACAAAUUGAAUGUGAUGACAUCAUCAAUCCACUAAAGGGGACCAUGGGAGUCUCCUGCGACCUGUACCCUUUCUUUCAAAUGGAAUUCAAAGGAUUCCUGAAUAUGGAAGACGUGAACAAAGGUAUCUGGCACAUGCGAUGGUGCGCGUUGACCAACACUAAGCUCUGCUACUGGAAAUUUGCCGAAAACGAAGCCAAACGGGCUCCGAUUGGAUGUGUGGACCUGAGGCGCUGUGUGGAAGUGGUAGAAGUGUCGAGGAGUGUGUGUGCCAUCCCACACGCAUUCGCUCUCAACAUGCAAGAGCCCUACCAAAGCGACCCCUCCUGUGUCGUCAAUUACAGACAGCUGCUGUGCACGGACUCGAAGGAAUCGAAACUAGAGUGGAUUCGAAAUUUAGAAAUCGUCAUUCUUAAUCUGAAGACCUGGUCUCAAUCGUGAACUCCCCUGAGAUGAUGAUGAUAUACUAGCUUCAAUUUAUUAAUUUCAAUUCUUGCCAUCGUAACUGAAAAGAUGAAGGCAACGAAAGAUUAAAACAGCCAUUAAUUGAAAACUUUGAAAUUGUUUUUGCUUCAAGUUUGCAGUUUUGUGUGAUUAAUAGAUUUUAUCGUUGAGUGAGUUGAUGCUCCAAUUUUUGAAGUUUGUCGAUUUACAUUAAUUUUAAUUAUUGUUAUUGUCCAUUUGUGAAAC